This is a messenger RNA of Fundulus heteroclitus (mummichog), 1176 nucleotides long. RefSeq names its product biogenesis of lysosomal organelles complex-1, subunit 3 (gene bloc1s3). The record is from RefSeq and is a predicted model, not a curated record. Lineage: Eukaryota; Metazoa; Chordata; Actinopteri; Cyprinodontiformes; Fundulidae. The coding region runs from base 172 to 765 and encodes 197 amino acids. The transcript is spliced from 4 exons. Gene Ontology annotation, cellular component: BLOC-1 complex.
UUUGAUUGGAGGUUGGAACGCAAGCUACUUCCUCGCUCAUGUGAUUUGUUUUGGACAGGAAAAAAAGGUUUGACGUUCUUGGGUCUGUUUUAUAACGUAAAACGCUUCUUCGUUUAGUUAACAGCGUGUUGAUAGUUUACAGUCCAGUGCUGUUUUGUUGCGUUUUCAGUCAUGUCCGGAAGCAGAUACCCGAUAGUGGUGCAGGGGGAGGCGUCUGAAACAGACUCCGAUGAUGAAGUCUACAUCACCUCUCUGACUUCUCACCAAACCACCACAGGAGGAAUCAAGGUUCCUGGGGAAGCCUCUGAGACGGACAGUGAGGAUGAUCCGCAGGAGGCGGUUAGAGCCUCGGUAAUGGCUCAGGAGAGUGCCCAGAUACUCAGGAGAGAGCUGCCGCCUCUCAUUGUGGUCAGAGACAACCCCGACGUGCAGUCCAUAGUGGAAGACAGGCCGAGCCCGUCCCACAAGCCCCACGUAGGUGACACCCUUCUACAGCAGAAGCUGCAGGAAUCCAACAGCCGGCUGUAUACCGAUGUGGGGCAGAUGGUCCGGCAGGUUUACGGCAAUGCCAGUAAGGAGGUCCACAGUGUAACGUCUCAACUGAAUACAUCCCAGAGCGCCAUCAUCGGUGCCUCCCACAGCAUCAGACUAAUCCUGGACGAUCUGAAGGCCGUGUCUGAGAAGAUCGACAUCAUCACCAGCUGUCAAAUACUGCCUGAUAUUAACAUCAAUCAUCCCAGUUGUUUAACUUCCCCUACACCCUAAUUAAUAGUAUUAAAACUGAAAAAAAAAAAAACAUUUUAAACAGUAUCAUAUGUAAACAUUUAUUAACUGCAGAGUAUGACUCAAGGAAGGGUAAAUUGCUUUUCUUAAAUUAAUACAAACUUUCUCUAUGCAUAAAAUAAAAUGUAUAUUUAGAAGUUACCACUUAUUGUAUUUAAUUGACAGUGACCGAACUUUGUUAAUAUGAAUAUGUUCUGUUCAACGCCAUGUAAUGGGUCAAUGAGUGUAUGUGUUGUAUUUAUAACCAUUUGUUUACAUGUGUCUUCUAAGUUUAAUAAGUAAAAGAAAAAUAUAACAUUUUUAAGAAAUGCUAUGUAUAUUUAAAACCUGAAGGCUUCCCACCUUGUGCGAAGUUCUGCUUAUAAUUGAAUAAAAUUUUAGUCUUUGAUUGUU